GCGUGGACUUGUUGAUUCAUCAUUUUCUCUCUCCGCCAUUCAUUGCCCAUAAAAAAGAGAACUUCCAACUCUCCUUUUGUUUCCUUCCGGUUUCUGUCACUCUGAUAACUCAAAAACAUCAUCAGAAUUUCCCAAAUUCUCUUUAUUUUCACCAACUUUUUUUUAUUUUUCCGACAAAAUUAAUCCUUAUUUGCCUCAAACUCUUCGUCUUUCAUGGAUUUGUGGGAUAAGUCGUUUCAGAGACACGAUCAAGACCUCCCACAACGCCGUCGUAGUCGCCGUGACAACCCUUCCUUCUCCUCCUCUCUUCUCGACGCCAUCUACCGUUCCAUCGACGAAUCCAACGACCAGGAUGAAGACGGCCACCUCUUUUUCUACAGAGAAACCACCAUGAGAACAAAACAGAGUGUGGUUACCGCCAGGACAGAGGACGACGAAGCCGUCAAAUUCCGGCGAGCUUGUAUGAUCGAGAAGUGGAUGGAUAGGAAAAAAGUUAGAAACAUUCGCGAUUUUACUGUUUCCAGCUCCAGCUCGUCGGAAUCCACCUCCACCGCCGGCAGAAGAUACUCUGCGUCGGAAUCGGAGCUUCUGUCACGUGCUCUGCACCGACAAAAGCCGAUCAAAACUACUCCGUGGACUCAAACCGAAACUCAAAAAGCAAAGCACGAAAAUGGGUUGGUUAAAACGAAAUCCAAAGCUUCAAAAAUCUACCACGAUUUGAAAAAGGUGAAGCAGCCGAUAUCCCCCGGCGGCCGCCUCGCAAAUUUUCUCAACUCCCUCUUCAAUGGCGGAAGCCCAAAAACGAAGCAAAAGAUGCCAAAUCCUUCGACGAAUCCAAGGAGUAUGGAUUACGACAUGCCGACAAAAGCGAAAUCCCAGGGAUCGACAUGUUCCUCUGCUUCGUCAUUUUCGAGGUCUUGUCUGAGCAAAACGCCAUCUUCGAGAGGAAACGUUAAGAGAUCGGUUCGGUUCUGUCCUGUGAGUGAAAUUGUGGACGAGGAUUGUGAGGCAUAUGGGCACAAAAGUUUGCAGAAGUUAGAGGAACCCAUUAUGAAGAAAGGGUUGAAAAGUUAUGGGAAAUUUGAAACAGAGGAAGUGAAAACAGAGCAUCCGAGGAAGAGUAAGGGAAAUGAAGGGUUUGAGUACGAGGAUGAAGAUGAAGAAGAAGAAGAAGAUGAUGCAGUGAGCUGUUCGAGUUCUGAUCUGUUUGAAUUGGAUAAUCUUUCAGUCAUUGGAAUGGAAAGGUACAGAGAGGAAUUGCCAGUUUACGAGACUACAAAUUUCAAAACAAAUUGUGCCAUUGCUAAGGGAUUGGUUGUGUAAUUCCAUUCCCAAGGGAUUGCUUCUCUAUCCGGUUUUCCUUUUUUUUUUUUUUUUUUUCAUAAUU
Molecule: messenger RNA, 1387 nt
Organism: Cucurbita moschata (crookneck pumpkin)
Lineage: Eukaryota; Viridiplantae; Streptophyta; Magnoliopsida; Cucurbitales; Cucurbitaceae
Product: protein BIG GRAIN 1-like B
Exons: 2
Coding region: 214-1323 (369 amino acids)
Biological process (GO): auxin-activated signaling pathway
Source: RefSeq, a predicted model, not a curated record